GAUCCUUGUAAAAAAAAGUAACAACGCGAACAACUGCAUUUAGUAGCACUGAUGUGACGCUUUAUUAUACGGCAGUUACCGAGAUAUCAUCACAACGAACUCUAGCGUAGCUGAUUACGGGAUGCGAAGGGAUAUCAUCUAUUAGGACUACUCGAGAUGGCAGACGAAGAGGACGAGCAACGCGCGCAAACGAGCGACAACGAUUUAGACCUCGACAAAACAGAUCUGAGCAGCGAAGAUGGCGCCUCCGAUGACGAGGGUGAAUCUCUACAAGUGGAAUGGCUCGCAACGGGCCGAGAAAAACGAUCUACGGCCGGCAACCGCAUGAAAUCUAUGAUCGCUGCCGAAGAACCCGACGACGAUCUCGAGCUCCUCUUUGCCGAGGAUGAAGAUGACGCAGGUUUCACCGAUGUCGAAGAUGCCGGCUCUGAUGUGCAGAUGGACUCCUCAUCGGACGAAGAGGAUGCGCAAGAGAACGGUGACGAACUAGAGGGAGAGAAGGAGCUGGAAAAGCGUGCGCGGGAAAGCAAACAAGCCGCACGAAAGCGAAAAGCCCAAGAAGCGAUCCCCAUCAAGUUUCGCAAGAAAGUCAAGAUUGCGCCCACCCCUUCAGGAAGCUCGAUGGCGCCCGAACCGAAGCCAAGACCCAAGAAGAAAUCCGAAAGGAUAAGUUGGCUGCCUUCGCCUGCCGACAUGCCCACGCGAGCUUCCAAACGAGAGACCACGAUGCUCAGCAAGGAGCAGCUACAUCAACAAAUGAUCGAACGUGAAGUCAAGCGUCUCAAGCAAGUCGAGGCUAUGGAAAAGAAAGCCAAGAAGAUGGAAGCCCUGAAGAAACCACCCAUGACACAGGCUCAGAGGCUGGCCGAAGCUGCCAUCGUGGAGAAGAAGAAUUCGAAAAGCUUAAAUCGCUGGGAAGAGGCCGAGAAGCAGCGGGAAGAAGAACGAAGAGCUAAAUUGGCGGCUUUGAACAACCGAACCCUUGAUGGUCCGGUAGUAACUUUCUGGAGCGGAGUUGGCGAAUGGGUUGAUGGCAAGUUGAAACAUGUUGGCAAGAUCGUCACCAUUGAGGAAAAGCCAGCUAAAAAGAAACGAACCUCUGUCGCUGGCCACGAAAUACCUACGGAUCCUUCAAAUAUGGAGGAACCUGACAAGCCUAAAGAGUCUGGGCCAGCUAACGCAGAUAAGGCGGAAAAUAAAGAACCAGGACCAACCUCAACUGAAGCCUCAAAAGCAAAAGAGAGCGAGGCUAAAGAUGGAACUACGCCGAGUCCCACCGUCUCUAAAGAGCCCAUCACGGGUGAUGGCGAAAAGUCAUUACCUACAUCGGACCCUACAACUACACCAACUCAGGUAACAUCCGUUGCGGUUCCUAGUGCGCCUCCAGUCGCGUCGGAUCAAUCUCCAAAGGAUACAAUACCUCCGCCUCCGGCAGCGAGCUUAAGUGAACCGCCACCUCGACCUCAGGAGCCAAAGCCCUCGGAAGCCAAAAUUACAGAGAUGAAAGCACCAGAUAUGCGACCUCCAGCAACAGGCAUUUAUACUACCAGCGUAUUUGCGCCUCCUCAGCCGUCACAACUAAUGAAACCACCGGAAUUGAAACCUCCUAACAGUUUCUUGGCUCCACCGGCAGGAAUUACUCAAGGCGGCCUUUCUAUGCCAAUGAUAGGUUAUCAUUCUACCCCUAAUACUACCAACCCUUCAACCGUCCUAGCACCCCCUAAUACAGCCCAAAGGCAAUCACCUCUUUCCAUGCCUCAGACGGGAGCUUGCCCUCCUCACAUGUCGACCCCAACUCACCCUAUCCAACCUUUAACACAACCUGGACCGACUCCUGCGCCUAUGUCUACACCUACGCCGAAACCUACACCUACUUCUUCUAUACCUACCUCCUCGCUACCUCCUACACCUGCUCAAAUAUCUACACCAACACCAGCGCAGAAGUUUACUCCAGCGGCUCGAUAUACCUCUAAAACUCCUCUUAGCACCAUCAAGUCUUCUAAGGCCAACGCCCAGAGACAUCAACCUAAAGAAGCCCCGCCACCACCGCCACCGUCGCCUCCUGCUAACGGCAAAGCUACGCGAAAUUGCAUUAUCUUACAGAACUUCAACGAGAACGCCGUGAAGGAAAAGGCCGUGCAGAAUCAGAUUCUGUUCGGUAAGGACAUGGCUAAGCUGAGCAAACCGACACCAGCUCCUCGUUGUGUCAUCACUAAUCACCCGGCACGCUAUAAAGAUCCUAAGACUGGACUGCCGUAUUACAAUGCGUACGCAUUUCGGGAGAUACAGAAACUCUGGCGCGGCGAGUAUAGGUGGAGUCGCUUGGCGGGCGCGUGGAUGGGUAGCGGAUCUUAUGCGGCGACUGGCGUGCCGGCUCGGUUUUUGGACCCCGACGCACCGGGACCGCAAAAGAAAACGGAAACCACUGAAGGUCCUAAGGAAGACGCGCCGGAGCCAAACAAGGAUGCUGUGCCGGCUGUACCAGCUACACCAGCUACACCAAUUGCAUCUACUGAGUCAAAGGAGCCGGCUACCAUUGCAAAUGUAGUAUCUCCACCAGUAGCUACUACGCCGAAUCCACCUGUAACAGAGGCUCAGGCUUCAGUUCCUCCAGCUUCAACUCCAACUCCAGCCCCGCCCCAAGCUGAUGUGUUAGCAACACCUUCAAACUCGACACCCGCUACUAUUGCUCCUCCAACAAUCCUAGACGCAGAUCCAGAAACGGUUCCUCUAGCUCCUCCAACUCCCCCAACUCCAAUAUCGGCUACAAAUGCAACGCCUAUGGCGAUUGGGAAUCACGUAAAUAGCGAGAUGUGAUAUCUCCAAGAAGGGUAUCAUUGUGGGAAUCAAGUAUAGACCUAGAUAUACCUACGUGCUACCAAAACACAACCGAACGCCUAACAAUGCAAUUCAUCCCAACCCACUCACCCCUUUGAUACGUCUUGCAUCUAGCGUCUCUU
Messenger RNA from Daldinia loculata, 2960 nucleotides. Its product is annotated as YL1-domain-containing protein. The coding region runs from base 157 to 2817 and encodes 886 amino acids. Gene Ontology annotation, molecular function: ATP-dependent H2AZ histone chaperone activity. Gene Ontology annotation, cellular component: nucleus. The transcript has 2 exons. Gene Ontology annotation, biological process: regulation of DNA-templated transcription; chromatin remodeling. The record is from RefSeq and is a predicted model, not a curated record. NCBI's taxonomy places the organism in Eukaryota, Fungi, Ascomycota, Sordariomycetes, Xylariales, Hypoxylaceae.